Messenger RNA from Grus americana (Whooping crane), 8250 nucleotides. It is a transcript of the gene ZNF608, whose product is annotated as zinc finger protein 608. Gene Ontology annotation, biological process: regulation of transcription by RNA polymerase II. Bases 791 to 5305 code for a protein of 1504 amino acids. Lineage: Eukaryota; Metazoa; Chordata; Aves; Gruiformes; Gruidae. The transcript has 9 exons. Gene Ontology annotation, cellular component: nucleus. The record is from RefSeq and is a predicted model, not a curated record.
AAUGCCACUUCCCAACUAACAGGCGGAAUCCAGCCCAGAUUUUCAGUCCUUUCUUCUUCUUUUUUUCCUUCCUCCCUUUCACUAAUUUAUCCCGAUGUUAGCACAUUCUGUCUUGUAACACCCGGGCGCCUGUAGGUUUGUUUCAUGGGAUCAUUACUUACUGAUCAGGAUGGCUCCCAGGUCCGGGGCUGAAGACGGAGUGUGAAGUUGGGGAAACAAUUUUUUUUUUUUUUUUUAAUAACUGUGAUGAUUAUUACCUCUCGGUGCUUAUUCAGGAAAAGCAAACAAACAAAAAUUUGGUCCUUGAUGCUUCAGUUCUGAAUGUCUGAAUGUGAAAUAUUACCUACCAGCUGGUAAAGUUGUGAGGCUCAGCAUUUUUAAUUUUUUUAAUUUUUUUUUUUGAGCAAGGAGGAAAAAAACCUAAACAAACAAAAAAAAGGACUUCUGAUCCGUGUGCCAAAGUAGGGGGAGAUAUGUUAUUGACCGAUUUAUACUGGCUGAGAUGAUACUUGCUUUCUACUUCUUGAUCACUUGCUCUUUAAGUAAAAUGAGGCACAGAGUUGUUGCUGAGACGAGUGGGAACAGCAUUUUGAUUUGCUGGUUUAAUUAAAAAAUGAUAAAGGAUUAAAGGACAAGGUGGACGUGGACUGCAGGUUUUGAAGCUAGACACACCUAGGGGAGGAAGACAAGAAGAGUUGAACUUAAGAGAGCCCAACGGAGAUAAACGAAUGUCCCCACAUCUCCAAAGAAAAGUUCAUCGGAUUUUUACUCUAGAGAUCUCAUCUUCAGGAUGUCAUUGAACACUUCCACUGCAGGAAAAGGUGUGGAUCCAAACGCGGUUGACACUUACGACAGUGGCGAUGACUGGGAAAUCGGUGUUGGGAAUUUAAUAAUCGAUUUGGACGCCGAUUUGGAGAAGGACAGACAGAAAUUUGAAAUGAAUAAUUCUACUAAUACCACCAGCAGCAGCAACACCAGCUCCAAGGAUUGCGGGGGUCUGGCUUCCAGUGGGGCUAAUGCUACCUCGGCCUUAGCUGAUGGCCUAAAAUUUGCUUCUGUUCAGCCCUCUGCUCCCCAGGGGAAUUCCUCUCACAAAGAGACUAGCAAAUCAAAAGUGAAAAGGAGUAAAACUUCUAAGGAUGCUAAUAAAUCUCUGCCUUCUGCUGCCUUGUAUGGGAUUCCUGAGAUCAGCAGUGCUGGCAAGAGGCAGGAAGUCCAAGGGCGCCCUGGAGAGGCAACUGGCAUGAAUUCAGCACUGGGUCAAAGCGUGAGCAGUAACCCAAACGGCAAUAAUAACAACACCAGCAACACCACCACCAUUGCCUCUUGUGGGAAAAACAAAGAGGAGAAACCAGGUAAAGCCCCGGGCAGCAGAGGCUCCAAGCGGGAUAAGGAUGCAGGAAAAUCCAGGAAGGACAAGCAGCAUGACCUGCAGCAGGGCCACCCCAACGGCAGCGGGGGUGGCAGCAGCCAAACUCCCCCUGGGCAUCUCUAUGGCUUUGGGGCCAAGGGAGGCAGUGGUGGAAGCAGCAGCCCCUUCCACUGCACCUCCUCUGCCAUGGGGGAGGUGAACAAAAGUACCCCGGAUUCAGGGUUAAUGGGGAACUCUACUUUGGUAAAGAAGGAAGAGGAGGAGGAGGAGAGCCACAGGCGAAUCAAGAAAUUGAAAACAGAAAAGGUUGAUCCCCUGUUUACAGUGCCUGCACCUCCACCUCCGAUUUCCAGCAGUAUCACACCUCAGAUUCUGCCUUCCUACUUUUCCCCAUCUUCAUCCAAUAUUGCAGCACCAGUCGAGCAGCUUUUGGUACGGACCCGUUCAGUGGGUGUAAAUACUUGUGAGGUUGGAGUAGUAACAGAACCUGAAUGCCUUGGACCCUGUGAACCUGGGACCAGCGUGAACUUGGAAGGAAUUGUGUGGCAUGAAACUGAAGAAGGUGUCCUGGUGGUAAAUGUUACAUGGAGGAACAAGACUUAUGUGGGAACACUGCUGGACUGCACAAAGCAUGACUGGGCCCCUCCUAGGUUUUGUGAAUCACCAACAAGUGACCUGGAAAUGCGUGGAGGACGGGGCAGGGGAAAGCGGGCAAGGUCCGCUGCAGCUGCCGCUGUGCCUGGGAAUGAUGCGAGUUUUGCAGAGUCUAGGGGACUUCAGAAUAAGAAUCGAGGUGGUGCCAAUGGGAAGGGGAGGCGGGGCAGCCUUAACUCAAGUGGGCGCAGGACACCCCCAAACUGUGCCAUGGAUGAAGUCAAAGCCAGCCCCUCAUCCACAAACAAGAGAAAAACUAAGCCUCCAAUGGAGCUAGAUUUGAACUCUAGUUCAGAGGACAAUAAAUCUGGAAAACGUGUUCGUACUAACUCUAGAAGCACUCCCACCACCCCACAGGGGAAACCUGAGACUACUUUUUUGGACCAAGGCUGCUCUUCUCCAGUGUUGAUUGACUGUCCUCACCCCAACUGCAACAAAAAGUACAAGCACAUUAACGGACUGCGAUACCAUCAGGCUCAUGCACAUUUAGACCCAGAAAACAAACUGGAGUUUGAACCUGACAGUGAAGACAAAAUUUCAGACUGUGAGGAAGCACUGAGUAAUGUGGCACUUGAAUGCAGUGAGCCAAGCACAAAUUUGCCAGGCUUUGAUCCACUAAAAGCACCGACAUCUCCUUCCUCCAUGACUACCCCAGGGACCCCCAAGGGAAAAAGGGAACUGACCAGCAACGGCCCCGGUUCAGUUAUCAGUUCCAAAACUGGCAAGAAUUCUGGCAAAAAGAAGGGUCUGAACAGUGAAUUGAACAGCCUUCCAGUAAUUUCUAAUAUGGCAGCCACACUGGAUAAUUGCUCAGUAGCAGAUGGCAAUUUGCAAUCCGAAAUGCCAAAAUUGGAGGCUGAAGGUUUAAUCGACAAGAAGAGUUUGGGUGAUAAAGGCAAGAAAGCGAACAAUUGCAAAGUGGAUAAAAACCUUUCCAAACUGAAAACAGCCAGGCCCAUUGCCCCAGCGCCAGCACCUACUCCUCCCCAAUUAAUAGCUAUACCUACUACAGCCUUUACAACCACCACUACAGGGACAAUACCGGGACUGCCCUCUCUAACAACUACUAUUGUUCAGGCUACACCAAAGAGCCCUCCCUUAAAACCUAUUCAACCAAAGCCCACAAUUAUGGGAGAGCCAAGCACUGUAAACCCAGCUCUCACAUCACUCAAAGACAAAAAGAAAAAGGACAAGCGAAAGCUGAAGGACAAAGAAAGCAAAGAGACAGGAAGCCCCAAGAUGGAUUCUAAGCUGGGAAAGCUGGAGGAUUCAAAAGGAUCUGGGAAAGACUUAACUGGACAUUUUUUAAAGGACCAUCUCAACAAGAAUGAAGUGCUAGCUAAUGGACUGUCAGAGUCUCAAGAGAGCAGGAUGGCCAGUAUUAAGGCUGAAGCUGAUAAGGUUUACACCUUCACAGACAAUGCGCCCAGCCCUUCCAUAGGGAGUGCCUCCAGGAUGGAAUGCAGCACUUUGGUGAAUGGACAAUCUGCCAUGGUGCCACUGCACGUGUUGACACAAAACGGCGCAGAUAGCGCGGCUGCUAAAACCAACAGCCCUGCUUACUCGGAUAUUUCUGAUGCAGCUGAUGAUGGUGGCUCUGACAGCAGGUCAGAGGGCAUGAGGUCAAAGGCCAGCUCUCCGUCGGAUAUUAUUUCUAAUAAGGAUGGUGUUGUAAAAGGACAUUCUUCAACUGCAGCACAAUCAGCUCAAGCAAAAGAGUCCCAUUCUCCCUAUUACCAUGGCUACGAUCCUUAUUAUUCCCCAAGUUACAUGCACUCUGGACAGGUCAGUGCCCCAGCAGCUGGGAACAGCAGUACCCCACAGGGACUGAAGAUCAAAAAAGAGGCUGAGGAAGAGGCUGAAAAGAAAGAGAAGGCAGAACCAUCAGAUGCCAAGAAAAAUGAAAACACUUCCUCUAAUUUGCAGCCACAGCAUCAGUCAGUAAUAACGCAAAGACACCCUGCACUUGCUCAGUCACUUUAUUAUGGACAGUAUGCCUAUGGGCUCUAUAUGGACCAAAAGUCCUUAAUGGCCUCUAACCCUGCUUACAGGCAGCAGUAUGAAAAGUACUAUGAGGACCAGAGACUAGCAGAACAGAAAAUGGCACAACCUGGGAGGGACUGUGAAAGGAAGAAUGACCCACCCCUGAAGGAGACUGGGAAGGAUGACAACAAGCAGAAGAAUAUUCCAUCCGCCACUAUUUCAAAGGCCCCUUCAACUCCAGAGUCCAGCAAAAAUAACACUAAAAUAGGGUCAUCAGCCCCUAACAAAGGUGAGGAGACAGGCAAAUCACAGAUCCUUUCCAAUCACCAGCAGCAGCUUCAGUCUGACAGUUUCAAAGCCAAACAAAUGGAAAACCACCAGCUCAUAAAGGAGGCUGUGGAGAUGAAAUCUGUUAUGGACUCCAUGAAGCAAACAGGAGUAGAUCCAACCACAAGAUUUAAACAGGAUCCAGAUUCACGAACAUGGCAUCAUUAUGUCUAUCAGCCCAAAUACCUUGAUCAGCAAAAAUCAGAAGAACUUGAUCGUGAGAAAAAGUUAAAAGAAGACAGCCCUAGAAAAACACCUAACAAGGAAAGUUCCCUGCCUAACCUUCCUGUCUCAUUAGCAAGCAUUAAAGAGGAGCCUAAAGAGGUCAAGCGUUCUGAUUCUCAAUCAGUGGAUGAGAGCAAGAUAAAAAAUGAUGAUCGAAAGACUCCUGUAAAUUGGAAGGACUCACGGGGUGCUAGGGUAGCAGUUUCCUCACCAAUGAGUCAGCAUCAGUCAUAUAUCCAGUACUUGCAUGCUUAUCCUUAUCCACAGAUGUACGAUCCCAACCAUCCAGCCUAUCGUGCAGUCUCUCCUGUCCUAAUGCACAGCUAUCCUGGGGCCUAUCUCUCUCCAGGAUUUCAUUAUCCAGUUUAUGGGAAGAUGUCAGGGAGAGAAGAGGCAGAGAAAGUCAAUACCAGCCCGAGCAUCAAUGCGAAAUCAACCACUGAGUCCAAAGCACUGGAUUUGCUCCAGCAGCAUGCCAACCAGUAUCGCAGCAAGUCCCCUGUUCCUGUGGAAAAAUCAGCAGCUGAGCGUGAACGGGAAGCAGAAAGGGAACGAGACCGUCAUUCUCCUUUUAGCCAGCGGCAUCUCCAUACACACCAUCACACACAUGUUGGAAUGGGUUACCCCCUUAUACCUGGACAAUAUGACCCAUUUCAAGGAUUGACCUCUGCUGCCCUUGUUGCCACUCAGCAGGUGGCUGCACAGGCAUCUGCAUCUGGUAUGUUUCCUGCACAAAGAAGGUAAAUAGCCAGUAAAUCUUAAAUUAUAUAUCUUAACAUAGAGAGGAGAAAGCAAAUCAUAGAUUUUAUAGCCUGAUCGUCUGCAGUUCCCUGUAGGAUACAGUUUUUAAGGAUGAAGAAAAACUUGGGACUUCGGGUUAAUUGUAGUUUUAUUUUCUUUAAGGUGACAUUUUGUCCUUACGUCCUUUAACCGUAACAUACAUCAUUAAGAAGGAACAAGUAGUCUGUCUUCUGAGAUUUUCCAUAGACUUAUGUUUUAAGGAUUGGUAUUAAGAUAAAACAAGUGAUUAUGAAAUAUAAUUUGAGCUCCAGAUUUUCUAUAAAAGGGGUUUAAAGUUUAUGUUCAGUUAGAUCCAUGUGCUACCAGGAAAACUUAAGAUUUUACCUAUUCUGCAAGUCUGCCUGGUUUGCUGAUUUGGUCUUCGGAGAGGAUUGCUUGGGAGUCCAUUAGAGGUGACAUCACAUUUAAGUUACUUACCCAUUCCACACAUUUGCCUCUUGCUUGUGUAUUAGGUUUUCAGUAGAAUUUACUCUUCAAGGAUCAUCCUUACUCAUCAAGAGGAAAGAGACUCUUCUGUAUUACAAUGAUCCCAUCUCAAGGGAAAAAAACAAAGUAUCCUUAACAUUAGGUUUUCUUUCAUCGCUGCCAUGUUAAGCCUCAGAGUUUAAUGUAUUAAAUAGUACUGUAACAUUCCAUGGUUAUGGGUGUCUUUCUGAAAGCUGACUCUGAAAAUGAGCGACCAUGUAAGGCUCUUAGCUGGAAUUAUUUGAGUGAGAAUAUUUGAGGGACAAGGAGAUGGCUUGGGAUUGAGAGUAAUGCACAGAUUUCAUUUCAUGGUGUAUCCGAGGUGCAGAAAAAACCCCCGGAGGAACAGAUACUGCAUACUAAAACAUUCUUCUUUCUCUUUCCAGAGAAUGAUGAGUUUGGAGAUGUACCUUGUCAUGUGACUGGAUCACAUGAGGAAGCGCUUUAUUACAGACAUCAGUUCCAUGGUGUUAAUUUGAAAUGCCUUAAUGGCAGGCAAAAACCAGUCAUUUCAUUUUUGUAAAUUGCAGAUUUUAUCACAGAGUAACAAAUGUUGCUGUAAUUAGACUUCUGUUUUUAUAUAUAUAUAUGCGUAUAUAUAUAUAUACAUAUAUAUAUAAAAAUAUAUAUAUAUUCUUUACUUUUUUUGUAUCAGUACCAAGGCUCGCACACAGGGUCUGCUGCUACGUUGCGAACCACACAGUAAAAGGAGAUAUGUAUUUGUCAUGUUUAGAAAGCGUUAACCGCAAAAGGCUGUUUGUUUCUUUUCUCUUCUUCCUUUUUUUCCUUCUUUUUUCUUCUCUUUUUCUUUCCAAUUGUAAAUAAAUAAUGUUAUGUAUCAGUGUGCCUGAACCUUGCAUACCCUUCUGAUAUUUCCCAUAAGCUCUCAGAGAGGCUAACUGUGAUGACACUUUGGUACAAUGUAGACGUCUAUUUGGUGGCUCCUAUUAAGAUGCAUCAGUGUAAAAUGUUACUGUAUUCACUGUUUCAUUGUAAUUGUGUAUUGUGAAAAAUAUACCUUUGGAAGGCAUGGGGAUUCUAGUACCACAAAAACUGUGUUGUAUAUAAUGUAUAGAUUUUAAAUGGAGAUAAUGAGCAUCUGUGAAUAAUGAAAUGUCUUUUUUGAUAAUCUUGAAUGGCAGAUAACCUAAUAGCCUGCAUACCAGAAGACAUCUGUGAUUGUUCUAUUACUUGAAUAGUCCUGCAGUCUUUUUUUUAAUGUUUACAAUUACCCAGUUUUAGAAGAGAGACUUUAAUGCCAUUGGCUGGUGAUUUGUUUUAUGCUGUAAUCUAGUUUAUUUUAUGUAAGAUGUAUAUUGAAUGCUUUCAUUUUUAUACUUGCCUUAAAUAAUUUGGCAAUCAGAAUAAAGAAAAAACCUUAGGUUUGUACUUUCUUGGUGUCUAUGGGCCACUUUAAAAGAUGUGUCGUAGGUGUAGAUAGCAGAGGCUGCAGCUACGUACGACACAGCUACUGGUCUGUGUCCCCAGAGGUUCUCCCUGGGGCUGUUACUGGUGUGCACCUGCAGCCAUCCCGUGCCUCCCCGCUGGGCCAGUGGCAUGUCCUCUCCCUGCGGGCAAUGCAGAUGACAGUGGACCCCUUUAAAUGGACCACGGGAGGCUCGAAAAAGGCCCGUAGCAACACCUUGGAUGGUAUUAGUGGAACUUAAUUCUCUAAUACCAGUUUAGAGCAGCUCUGUGUGCUAUAAAUUAUAGGCAAAUUUUUUCUAUUCUAUCCAAAUGAAUAGAUGCCUAAAAACAGAGGACCUGUUGAUUAAAAAAAGUCCUGUGCUGUGCUUAACCUGCAUUACCACAAAAUAAAUAUUUUAUGUGGCUAUACCACCUGUUUUGUUACAGUGUGGUUAACACAGUACACAGUAAUAUGAAAUUGCUGAUCACGACAUGAAAAAAAAUCAAAUGUACUGGUCAGGUUUUUGAGGCUUUAACUUCUGUCCUUUCCUGCAUAUCCCAGUUAUAUUGAUUGUCAAAACCAUUUUUGAAAGUUUUACUGGUUUUUUUUGGUUUUGUGUCUGUUUUUUUGACAGGGUGAAUUACUACAAGUUAAAGCUUGUUCUUGAAGUCGGUUCCAUUUCUCCUACCUUGUGAAUACUUAAUACAGAAGGAUGAAUUAAAGAUUCCCAACAGACAAGCACACUUGGACUUUUUAUAUUACUAUGAUGAAUCUGCCAUUAAUAUUGCUAUAAUUGUUUUAUUUUUAUAGGCAUAAAAUCAGUUCCCUUAGUGACUAGUUAUAAGGUUUAUUGAUUUUUACUACACAUCAUUCAUCUGUGGCUUACUCUUAUUGUCUUGUUCUGAACACAUUCAGAAGUCUCACAGUGGUGACAUACUACAAAUUAGCCUCAUAAAAAUGGGAAGGAAGGGGUGUUUUCAUUUGAAAGGGGAUAUUGUGAAUGCAGGGCUCUUGA